GCGGUUGGCAUCUGUUCCUACUCCCGCUCUUGGUACCUCGAAGGUGGGUCGGGGCCGCAGUCUGGGCCGCCUUCCGGGCCUUGCGCCCGGGGACGCCGCGGAUCCAAGGAGCAGCCACCCCGGGGAGCAACCCCGAAAACACAAAUGGAGAAUGGCUCCCUCGCUGGAGGAGAGCGAAUGAAGCGCAGUCUGUCUUGACCCAGUUUCCCUAGGUGGGCGUGAGCGAAGGUUAUCAGGCCCGGGUUCCUCUUUCGACUUUCCAGUACCUGAGGUAGGCAGUGGCUAGGACUGAGUUUUCUCCAGGUCAGGGUCUGGGCCGCUCGGAUGGAGCUUGGGGCUUAUCUUCUACUAGAUGAACUUCUACCAGAUGUCCUGCGUGCUCCUGGCACAAAAUUUUAAUUUAUUUUGAAAAUGAGUAAGUGCAGAAAGCCUCCAGUUCAUCAGAUAGCAAGUUCUGAGAUGUUUAGCCCAGAUGUUCUUGCUGACAUUUUUGAACUCUUUACCAAGAAUUUUUCUUAUGGUAAGCCGCUUAAUAAUGAGUGGCAGUUACCAGAUGCCAGUGAGAUUUACACCUGUGACCACACGGAAUUUAAUGCAUUUCUUGAUUUGAAGAGCUCUCUAAAUGAAGUAAAAAACUUACUGAGUGAUAAGAAACUGGAUGAGUGGCAUGAACACACUGCCUUCACUAAUAAAGCUGGAAAAAUAAUUUCUCAUGUGAGAAAGUCUGUGAAUGCUGAACUUUGUACUCAAGCAUGGUGUAAGUUUCAUGAGAUUUUGUGCAGCUUUCCACUUAUUCCACAGGAAGCUUUUCAGAAUGGAAAACUGAAUUCUCUACACCUUUGUGAAGCUCCUGGAGCUUUUAUAGCUAGUCUCAAUCAUUACUUAAAAUCCCAUAGGUUUCCCUGUGAUUGGAGUUGGAUAGCGAAUACUCUGAAUCCAUACCAUGAAGCAAAUGAUAAUCUUAUGAUGAUUAUGGAUGACCGGCUUAUUGCAAAUACCUUGCGUUGGUGGUACUUUGGCCCAGAUAACACUGGUGAUAUCAUGACCCUGAACUAUCUGACUGGACUUCAGAAUUUCCUAAGCAGCAUGGCUACCAUUCACUUGAUCACUGCAGAUGGGAGUUUUGAUUGUCAAGGAAACCCAGGUGAACAAGAAGCUUUAGUCUCUUCUUUGCAUUACUGUGAAGUUGUCACUGCUCUGACAACUCUUGGAGUUGGUGGUUCUUUUGUUCUGAAGAUGUUUACUUUGUUUGAACAUUGUUCUAUAAAUCUGAUGUACCUGCUGAACUGUUCUUUUGACCAAGUUUGUGUUUUCAAGCCUGCUACUAGCAAGGCAGGAAACUCAGAAGUCUAUGUGAUAUGUCUCCACUAUAAGGGACAAGAGGCCAUUUGUCCUCUGUUAACUAAGAUGAUGCUGAAUUUUGGGACUGAAAUGACCAGAAAAGCUCUUUUCCCCCAUCAUGUGAUUCCUGAAUCUUUUCUUAAAAGACAUGAAGAAUGCUGUGUGUUCUUUCAUAAAUAUCAGCUAGAGACUAUUUCUGAGAACAUUCGCCUGUUUGAGUUCAUGGGAAAAGAGGAACAAGCAAAGCUGCAUAAUUUAAGGAACUGUGCUGUACAAUAUUUCAUGCAAAAGUUUCAACUGAAGCCUCUUUCCAGAAAUAAUUGGCUAGUAAAAAAAUCUAGUAUUGGUUGUAGUACAAAUACAAAAUGGUUUGGGCAGAGGAACAGGUAUUUUAAAACCUAUAAUGAGAGGAAGAUGCUGGAAACCCUUUCAUGGAAAGAUAAAGUGGCUAAAGGAUACUUUAAUAGUUGGGCUGAGGAACAUGCUGAAUAUCAUCCUCAGCAAAGUUCUCUUUUGGAAGGGACAGUUUCCAAUCUUGAGUGUCAAUUAUGGCAUGUCUUAGAGGGAAAGAAAUUGCUGAAGGUAAAGUGUUCUCCUUUCUGUGAUGGUGAAAUUUUAAAAACUCUUAAUGAAGCAAUUGAAAAGUCAUUAGGAGGAGCUCUGAAUUUGGAUUCUAAGUUUAGGCCAAAACAACACUGUUGUUGUUGUCAUGUUUUUUCUGAAGAACUGAUAUUUUCUGAGUUGUUUAGCCUUAUCAAGUGCCUUCAGGAUGAGCAGGUUGUAGGACCCAGCGACCAAAUAAAGUGCCUGAUUGUGGGUUUGCCGACUCGCCAUGAUAUCAAAAUGCACAUACCAUUGGAAGUUCGAUUCCUUGAAUCUCCUGAACUCAUGAAUUUCACCUGUUCAUUGCUUCACGAUGGAGACCCAGUUUACCAGCAGUUAUUUUUGGACUGCCUUCUGUGUUCAUUACAGCAGCUUCAUACAGGAGAUGCUAUGAUUUUGCCUGUACUUUCUUGUUUCACAAGAUUUAUGGCCGGUUUGAUCUUUGUGCUCCACAGCUGUUUUAGAUUUAUCACAUUUUCUUGUCCCACAUCCUCUGAGUCCCUCAGGAGUUGUGCAGUCCUGCUGUGUGUUGGUUAUCAGGACCUUCCGAAUCCAGUUUUCCACCGUCUGCAGAAUGUGAAUGAAUUGUUGAGCACCAUGCUCAACUCUGAUGCACCCCAGCAGGUUUUACAGUUUGUGCCGAUGGAGGUGCUCCUUAAGGGGGCACUACUUGAUUUUUUGUGGGAUUUGAAUGCUGCCAUUGGUAAAAGGCAUUUGCAUUUGAUUAUUCAAGGAGAGAGAGAAGAGAUCAUCAGCGGCCUUCAGUUAUGAAAUUGAGCAUUUCCUUUCUGGGAUUCACUUUGACUUCUUAGAGUUUCCGGUGUUAUUUCGUCCCUUUGCUCUAUGGGUUUAAAACCUCAGAAGUUUCAUUUUAGGGAAAGGCCAGUUUUUGCAUCAAUCAAAGUUUCAUCAAUUCUGGAAAACCACUAGCUAGUUCUGACCUAUGGGAUAUUUACGCCCACAGGCAUAGGGUUCUUCCACAUGCUGGAAACUACGCAGUGAAAAUAUUCAACCUAUAAAUAUGAGAUGUGUUUAUAUGCUUGGGGGCAGACACAACCAUGCUUGCGUAUGCAGUUUAGUUGGUCUUAUUUAUCUACUUAAGAGUUGAACCUUGUGCCUUCAUUCAGAUUUUUCCAACUAGUUUCCUCUCAACAGACUCUUAUUUCCAAAUGACUCAAUGGCUAAUGCCGUUAAUGAAUUGAUGUAGGUCGUUGAUAAAAGGAGGUGAGUUACUCCUCAGCAACACUGACUUCCUUUAACACUUAACAUGCCAGUUGUGGAUUUCAGGGAAUUCAACUUGCCAGAUUAGGCUGUUGACCCAGUUUGCUUUUAUGGUUCUAAUGAAGCUAGUGUGUUUUAUGAAUAUUUUACUAACCACAACCAUCCAACCAAAAGGGAUAUCAGGACAACUUGAAACCAAAGAUCAUGUUUAAAACAAUGGAAAAUAGUUUCCUGAGUCUAAUACACUCCUGUAUCAUGAAAAGCUUCAUUUAGCAAUGAUGUAGUUAUUUUUAACUUCCAGGAAAUUAUUUGUGAACUAAAAGAUUUUUUUUCUAAUUAUAAAAUAAUGUUUAUGGCCUCAUAGUGGGGGCAUAUGAAUGUGAUGAACAUUGUGGAUACUGAAGAAAAACUUUUAACACAUUCAGAAUGAUGGUUCAGCAUUUUAAAAAUUUUAAUCUUGACUAAUUGUCUUUUUCAAUAUGAAAGUAACUCUUUACCAGUAAGAUUGGCCAUGAAAUGAUUAUUUUAUCAGUUACAUUUUUAUUUCUUUGGAAUUGUAUGUAUUUUACAGAGUAAUAUGAGCUUUUCUGAUAAACUGUAUGGAAGAAAUCUCCACUACCUUGAAGUUCCACAAGAUGGAGAAUAUUUAUAUUCUCGUAUGCACAUUUAAGGCAUUUUUGUUAGUUAUAUGAUGUAUUCUCUGAUGUAUUUUGUUGAUAUAUAUAUUAAUCUGAAAUUUUUUCAUGUUCUUUGCUAUUUUGAGUUCCAUUAUAAAUUCGCGAAUAAAGUCAUUAGCACAAAAAUUUUGUUUUCAUCUUUCCUUUUUUAAAGAGUCAUGGGGGAAGUUAAAAAUAUAACUUGGAAACAGACUGUUUUUUAAUUGAAUGGGAGGUAACAUUCCUUCGUUUCCUCUAAUUUAUAUUCAUUAAAAUUUAGUCUUUAAUAUUGUGAUAUUUAUGGAAGAUCUUCAGGAAAGAAAUUAAAUACUUAAGGGGGAGUAUGUGUAGGUUUAGUUCUUGGCAGGGUGAGUAUGGAGGCCGAGAUACAUUUCUGAAGGAAAUCUGGUUUCUUACCAGUGUCUUCGUGGAAGAAGUUCCAGUUGUGUAAUGAUAGAAAUCUGAUAGAAAUUGGUUACCAAGGGAGAACGGAAAACCAUUUUGUCAGGCAGUGCUAUGUACUUAGUAGUCUUUGUGUCUUGAUAGGUUCAGAUCAAUAUAAUAUGCAGUUUAUUUUUACUUAUUUUUGCCAUUUGAUUAGAAGUUUGAAAGUCUAGGUCCAGAGUCCAGUGUUAAAACUUUCUUUGAAGCCCUUCAAGUAAGUACUGAAUGCUUUUUUUAACACCAAUCUAUAUUGGAAUAUAUAAUAUACUGGAGUAUACCAGAAUAUAUUUUGGUUUUUAACAUG
This is a messenger RNA of Choloepus didactylus (southern two-toed sloth), 4569 nucleotides long. It is a transcript of the gene CMTR2, whose product is annotated as cap methyltransferase 2. Gene Ontology annotation, cellular component: cytoplasm; nucleus. Bases 412 to 2715 code for a protein of 767 amino acids. Gene Ontology annotation, molecular function: methyltransferase cap1 activity. The transcript is spliced from 2 exons. Gene Ontology annotation, biological process: 7-methylguanosine mRNA capping. Lineage: Eukaryota; Metazoa; Chordata; Mammalia; Pilosa; Megalonychidae. The record is from RefSeq and is a predicted model, not a curated record.